Molecule: messenger RNA, 3219 nt
Organism: Alosa alosa (allis shad)
Lineage: Eukaryota; Metazoa; Chordata; Actinopteri; Clupeiformes; Clupeidae
Product: interferon-induced GTP-binding protein Mx1-like
Biological process (GO): defense response to virus
Cellular component (GO): nucleus; cytoplasm; membrane
Molecular function (GO): microtubule binding; GTPase activity; GTP binding
Source: RefSeq, a predicted model, not a curated record
AUUGUGGUCCAGCAGCUAGCAGACCAGAUCCCCAUGCUGAUCCAGCACUUCCUGCUUCACAAGUCGGCACAUUUUCUCUGCCGUGAGGUGCUGGGCCUCAUGGACAAAUCCAACCUUGAUGAGUGUCUGAGUGAGAAUGAUGAGAGCAGUCGCCUCCGCAACAAGCUGCUGUCCCACCAGGAACCUUUGCUCAGGAGAAGCUCAGUUUCUUCUAAUGAGGCGUCAGGCCUCGUCCCAUAUACCUGCUGAUAGAAUAGCAGAGAUGAAGGGUUAUGGGUUUUAACUACUUGACUUUAUUCACACAAAAAAAAGAUUCUUUACGCUUUUUUUUAGUUUCAGCAUUCACCGUGGUAAAAUAGGCAAAGAAAAAAAAGGCUGUAACCGUGAAAACCUCUUUAUUGUAUGUUUCUUAUUGAAAGCAUUCGGCAUAUCUGCCGUUUGUGCAUGCAUUAGAACAAAGCUAACACUAUCUGUCUUGUUUGUUUAACAGUUGAGGACAGUUCUGAAUCAUCUGUAAUGAUUUCACUACACAAGCAGAUAGGCCAGUUAUCAGUUUGUUGCAAUAAUCCCAUUGGAAAAGAACCAUGGCCUGCACAGAGAUGUGCGGCAUAUUCUGACACAUAUAACUCCUCUGUUAGUUACUCUUCCUUGGCUUCCUAUAGCAGCCAAAAUUGAAUUCAAAUCCCUCACCCUGGUCUACAGAACACUUGCUGGAUCUGCACCUAAUUCUCCUCCUGACCACUGCGGUCCUCUGAUGCCUGCUGUGUGGAUCAUCUAUUAACGUUGAGAGAGGUCACAGUCGGGACUCUUCCUCUGUGAUUCCUCGUUGUGGAAUGAGUUACCUAAUGUUCUGCAAUCUUGUGACUCAUCUUUUCGCCUUGUAUUUAAUUAAUUAAGUGGUUAUGGUUGGUAUGUUUUUAUGUCCAAACAGCAAAGCAAACCCAGAUCCACUAGAAAAGUAUAAAAGUCACAGCACAGUAGUCUGUCACUGGUUCAAACCAAAUCCGAUCAUAUGACGUGUGUGUGCCAUGCAAUGACAAAAUAGGAUAAUAUUAUUAUUUAUCAUGCAUUUAAUUUACAAAUUACCAUAUAUUCUUGAGGUAUUGAAACAUCUAAUGUGUUGCUACUGCGUACAUGUGAAAAUGAGCCUGUUUCCAAAGUUUCCACUUUCCACUGUAUUCCAGUGCUCACGUAAUCUUACUAAAAAAGUUUUCAGUGUUGCCUCACAGUCUAUGCCAUUUAUAGAGCAAGCACCAGAAAGGGGUUUGGCAGUAGCAGACUGGUUAGAGGGCAAGGUCCAUACAAAGUAUAUCAAGAUGAAAUGAGUGUUGAGAGUGUGAGUGUUGAACUGUCUUUCACUUUGUGUUACAUUUUGAGCACAUUGAAUUAGUGAGUCUAGAAGCAAUGGACCCGGAGAAACCGAAUUCCACGGUGAAAAACAAACGGAAAUUAAGAGGUGCGACUAAGGGAAAAAAGGCGAAGCUGGCAAAAACUCACAGGACAGCAUGUACUGAGUUUGAGGCCUCGGCGGAAAGCCAAGAAAAUGCAUCUGUGAUUGUGGAAAUGGAAGGAGUAGUUCAUAUCCAUUUGACUGAGCGAGUUCGACCCUAUCUAGACCUCAUCGACUCCCUCCGUGUAAUGGGCAUCGAUGAGGAUCUACCCUUGCCUGCCAUAGCUGUGAUUGGAGACCAGAGCUCAGGGAAGAGCUCCGUGUUGGAGGCGCUGUCUGGAGUAGCGCUCCCCAGAGGAAGAGGUAUUGUGACUCGAUGCCCGCUGAUGCUGAAGUUGAGAAAGCUGAAGGGAGGGUUACAGUGGAAGGCCAUCAUAUCCUACAGCGGCAUGCAGGAAGAGUUCACAGACUCUAGUCUAGUGGAGAAGUAUGUCAUUGAUGCCCAGAAUGAGCUGGCUGGAGACGGUGAUGAGAUCUGUGACGAGCUGAUCAGUCUGGAGAUCAUGUCUCCUGAAGUGUGUGACCUCACUCUGAUUGAUUUACCCGGCAUAGCCCGGGUGCCUGUUAAAGGCCAGCCUGAGGACAUUGGAGACCAGAUUAAAAGGCUCAUUCUCAGCUUUAUUGAGAAGAGUGAAACCAUCAACUUGGUGGUGGUUCCAUGUAAUGUUGACAUAGCAACAACUGAAGCUCUUAGAAUGGCCCAGGAAGUAGAUCCAGAAGGAAAAAGAACUUUGGCCAUUCUGACUAAGCCUGACCUUGUAGAUCGUGGCACAGAAAAGGACGUUUUGGAUAUUGUUAAUAAUCAAGUCAUUCCACUGAGCAAAGGCUACAUAGUUGUGAAAUGCCGUGGUCAGCAGCAAAUUCAGGACAAGACACCUCUAGCAGAGGCCACCAGGAUGGAGAGAGAUUUCUUUAGCCAACACAAGUACUUCAGCCAUCUUUUCAAUGAAGGAAAGGCCACAACACAGAGCCUUGCCAUGAAACUGACCCAAGAACUGGUAGGCCACAUCAAAAACUUUCUUCCAACACUAUCAGAACAUAUUAAAAUUGAGCUGUUGGAGACAAGGAAGCAACUGGGGCAGUGUACGGAGGGUCCUCCCACAGAUCCCUCAGAGAGGAAAACCUACCUCAUUGCUACCAUAAACCAGUUCAACGACAAGAUAAACCAGUUGUCAUCUGGUGAAGGUGUCAAUGAUGGCAACCUGUUUGUGCUCCUGCGGCACCAUUAUAAAAAGUGGAAAGAUGAACUUGAGAAGAGCCAAACCUCAUAUUCUAAAGAGAUAAUCAAUGUGGUGGAACAGUAUGACGAGAAGCACAGAGGAAGAGAGCUCCCUGGUUUCAGCAACUACAAAGUGUUUGAGGUGGUCGUACAGAAACUGGUGAUGAAACUAUUGGACCCUGCAUUGCACACUUUGAGAGCCAUCAGAGGAGCAAUUGAUAAGUACUUUGGUGAUGCUUUAAACACUUGUUUCUCAAACUACCCGUUCCUCCAGUGUGUCACAAUGAACAAGAUAGACAAAAUCCAGUCGAAACAGGAGGUCAGAGUGGAGAAAAGAAUCCGGGAACAGUUCAAGAUGGAGCAGCUGGUCUACACGCAGGACAGAACAUAUUCCAAAACCCUGAGAGGUGCAGAUCCUGCGAAGGCCUUCAGUCCCUGUGGAGAUGCAUCUGAGGAUAGCAGUCAGGAGCCUUUCUUUGAUUCCUCUUCUGUGUUUCCUCGAUAUGAUAGCAAGGCCCAGUACCCUGCAAUGCUUGAGGCAUACUAUGAG